UUGGAGAUCGAUCAACAGGACAGCCGCCAUUUUACUGAAGUCAGGCACAAAAUCUAAUGAUGGACCCUCGAACCAGUGCCCAGGAUGUGAUGCGAUGUGACCUAUGUGAGACCGCUGUGGUACAGAUGCACUGUGAUACUUGUCUUGUCAACCUGUGUAAGGCUUGUGUGGGAGAACACAUUUUAACAGAUGAAUCCAAGGAUCACAAAGUUGUCAAAUUUCAGGCUAGGAAAUCCACUCCAAUCUACCCUGGUUGUACAUUUCAUUACAAAGAGCAAUGUGAAAUGUUCUGUAAACAAUGUGACAUUCCUGUCUGUCUUAGCUGUCUUGCAUCUGAACAACAUUUAGGUCAUGAAUUAUCUAAAGUCUUGCAAGUUGUGGGGGAAAAGAAAGACAUGAUUACAAAAGAGCGGAAUGAAUUAAAUGAUACAAUUUAUCCCACCUACCAAGAUAUUGCCUCUGAUGUACAAAACAGAAUAAGUCAGUUAGAAAAGGAAUACGGAGAUCUCACAACAGCCAUAACAAAACAUGGAGAGGACGGGCAUAGAGAAAUUGACAAACUUGUCAAGAAAUUUAAAGCUGAAGUUGAUAAGAUGAAAAACACACAGUUACAAACUCUACAUAAACAUCUGGAUGAAAUAAACAAGAACGUUUCUGACAUCAAGAAUGAAAUCAAUUCAAUGGAAACUGCAACAGACACUAAUGACUUGUCAAAACUAUUAAAUGUGACAUCCAAAUUGCACACAUACAGAAAUCUUCCAGACAAAGUCAUUCCAUUUUUACCAAAAUUCAUUCGGGGAAAAAUAAAAAGUGAAGAACUUAGUAAACUGUUUGGAGCUUUAUCAUCAAGUUCUUUAACAUCAGAUAAACAUGGCUACAGCAUCAAGACAACACAGAAAUCACCAGAAGCUGGAUCCUCUUCUCCAGUCAAACAGCUGCUUGAUGAACCAGAGACUGUCAACACCAUAGACACUAGGCAUAGAAACCUUUGGAAUGUAGUCUGUCUGAUCGAUGAAGAAAUCUGGACAAGUGGAACUGACAACACCAUGAAUCUUUUCAGCAUCAGUCAGGGAUCACUACUCAAGUCAAUCAAAACCAAGUCAGGGAACGAACCAUCCUACAUAGCAGUGACAAAAAGUGGAGAUCUAGUUUAUACUGAUUACUUGUACAGAACUGUAAACAUUGUGAAGAAUGAGAAGAUAGAGAAGGUGAUCAGACUAUUACAGAACUGGAAACCUAAGGGUGUUUGUAGUACCUCCUCUGGUGACCUCCUGGUUAUUAUGAGCAAUGACGAUAACAAUCAAACAAAAGUUGUCCGUUACUUUGGUUCCACAGAGAGAACAAACCAUUCAGUUUGA
Saccostrea cuccullata (small rock oyster) is the source of this 1358-nucleotide messenger RNA. RefSeq lists its product as uncharacterized. Gene Ontology annotation, molecular function: zinc ion binding. Lineage: Eukaryota; Metazoa; Mollusca; Bivalvia; Ostreida; Ostreidae. The transcript has 2 exons. The record is from RefSeq and is a predicted model, not a curated record. The coding region runs from base 57 to 1358 and encodes 433 amino acids.